AUGGAGUCGGCUCAGGAUGCUUCAAAAGCUUCGGUAGUAAUUAUCCACACUUUCGAUGCCUUAGAGAAAGAGAUACUAGAAUUUCUAUCUUCCAAGUACCCACUUGUUCAUGCUAUUGGACCCCUUAGCUUGCUCCUGAAUAAGAUUCCUAAAGAAAACCCCUUAAACACUCUUGAUUGUAACAUGUGGAAAGAAGAAGCAGAGUGUCUUCAGAGGCUCAACAGCAAUAAACAUAGUUCUGUGCUUUAUGUAAACUUUGGUAGUGUCAUAGUCCUUACUCCAGAGCAGCUGGGAGAGUUUUGUUGGGGCAUAGCUAAUAGCAAACAUCCAUUCCUGUGGAUUAUAAGGCCUGAUCUGGUUGAUGGGAAAUCAUCAGCCUUGCCAGAUGAAUUUUUGGCAGAAACUAAAGAUAGAGGCUUUCUAGCUGGCUGGUGCCCACAAGAGAAAGUGCUCAAUCAUCCUUCGGUAGGGGGAUUUUUGACACACAGUGGCUGGAAUUCGACAACUGAGAGUUUAUCAUCUGGAGUUCCAAUGAUCUGUUGGCCAGUUAAUGCAGAUCAACAGAUUAACUGCAGGUAUGCGUGCUCAGAGUGGGAAGUUGGCCUCGAAAUAGAGCAAGAAGUCAAGAGGGAUGAAGUUGAGAGAGUUGUACGGGAUUUGAUGAAUGGCGAGCAAGGAAAAAGACUCAGAAAAAAGGCAAAAUAUUGGAAGAAACUUGCAGAAGAAGCCACCAGUGAAUAUGGAUCAUCAUCAUUAAGCACGGAUCAAUUAGUAAAAAUACUAUCCGCAUCAAGAAACUAG
Messenger RNA from Coffea eugenioides, 801 nucleotides. Its product is annotated as 7-deoxyloganetin glucosyltransferase-like. Gene Ontology annotation, molecular function: UDP-glycosyltransferase activity. The transcript has a single exon. Lineage: Eukaryota; Viridiplantae; Streptophyta; Magnoliopsida; Gentianales; Rubiaceae. The coding region runs from base 1 to 801 and encodes 266 amino acids. The record is from RefSeq and is a predicted model, not a curated record.